Scheffersomyces amazonensis is the source of this 2095-nucleotide messenger RNA. RefSeq names its product protein anchor (gene VAC8). The record is from RefSeq and is a predicted model, not a curated record. Gene Ontology annotation, molecular function: protein binding; protein-membrane adaptor activity. Gene Ontology annotation, biological process: nucleus-vacuole junction assembly. The transcript has a single exon. Lineage: Eukaryota; Fungi; Ascomycota; Pichiomycetes; Serinales; Debaryomycetaceae. The coding region runs from base 411 to 2027 and encodes 538 amino acids.
UGUCCUGACCUGCAUAGUGUCUAGGAAUUUUCCCAGGGAGACAUUGAGAGACACUGCCAAUGUGACGACAAUUUAAUUUGAGAAGUAUAAGCAAGCCCAACCAUUAUAUUAGCAAUUUAAUACAAGCAAUAAAUAAGUCUUUCGUAAUAUUCACCAAACGUAUUGGAAAUAAUACACGACACACUUUCUUACCUUUAGUCAAUUCAACUUGUAUUUUACCGAGCAAUAAUUUAUCUUGUUGCUCCCCCAAUCAUCAGUGCGUGAUAGAAGACGAGCGAGACCAGACCAGCCCAGCCCAUACCAGAUAGAAUCACGUCAGUCUAGAGUGACAUAUAUUUUUAUUAAAAUUAACUUAUUUGUAGUAGAUUGAGAAAUUUUUUACGACAUAAUAUAUCAAAUACGACAAAAUCAUGGGUGCUUGUUGUAGUUGCUUAGGUUCAUUUACUAGCGAUGGCAAUCAUCCCCAGCUAUUAUUAGCAGAAAAUGAAAGAGAAGCCAUCUCAGCACUUUUACAAUAUUUGGAAAAUAGGUCUGAUGUUGACUUCUUUAGUAAUGGACCGUUAAGAGCAUUAAGUACUUUAGUAUAUUCAGAAAAUAUCGAUUUACAAAGAAGUGCAGCAUUAGCAUUUGCAGAAAUUACAGAAAAAGAUGUAAGAGAAGUCAAUAGAGAUGUAUUAGAACCAAUUCUUAUUUUAUUACAAAGUAAUGAUUCAGAAGUUCAAAGAGCUGCUUGUGGAGCUUUAGGAAAUUUGGCUGUUAAUACUGAAAAUAAGAUUUUAAUAGUUGAAAUGGGUGGAUUAGAACCAUUAAUUAGACAAAUGAUGUCAACAAAUAUCGAAGUUCAAUGUAAUGCCGUUGGUUGUAUAACAAAUUUGGCUACUCAAGAUGAUAAUAAAUUAAAAAUUGCUAAAUGUGGAGCUUUAAUUCCAUUAACAAAAUUAGCUAAAUCAAAAGAUAUAAGAGUUCAAAGAAAUGCAACUGGAGCACUUUUAAAUAUGACCCAUUCAAAUGAAAAUAGACAAGAAUUAGUUAAUGCAGGUGCAGUUCCAGUUUUAGUAUCAUUAUUAUCUAAUGAAGAUUCUGAUGUUCAAUAUUAUUGUACAACUGCUUUAUCAAAUAUUGCAGUUGAUGAAGCCAAUAGAAAAAAAUUAGCUAGUACAGAACCAAAAUUAAUAUCUCAAUUAGUAAAUUUAAUGGAUUCACCAUCACCAAGAAUUCAAUGUCAAGCAACAUUAGCUUUAAGAAAUUUAGCAUCAGAUUCAGGUUAUCAAGUAGAAAUAGUAAGAGCAGGUGCAUUACCACAUUUAGUUCAAUUAUUAACUUGUAAUCAUCAACCUUUAUUAUUAGCUGCAGUAGCUUGUAUAAGAAAUUUAUCAAUUCAUCCAUCAAAUGAAGCUUUGAUUAUUGAAGCUGGCUUCUUAAAACCUUUAAUUGUUUUAUUAGAUUAUAAUGAUGAAGAAAUUCAAUGUCAUGCUGUUUCAACAUUAAGAAAUUUAGCUGCAUCAAGUGAAAAUAAUAGAACUGCAUUAAUACAAGCAGGUGCUUUAUCAAAAUGUGAAGAAUUAGUAUUAAAAUUACCAUUAUCAGUUCAACUGGAAAUUUCAGCAUAUUUUGCUAUUUUAGCUUUGGCUGAUGAUUUAAAACCUCAAUUAUAUGAAAGUCAUUUAAUAGAUGUACUUAUUCCUCUUACAUUCAGUGAAAAUGGUGAAGUUUGUGGUAAUUCAGCUGCAGCUUUAGCUAAUUUAUGUUCAAAAGUAUCAGAAGAGCAUGGAAAAUAUAUUUUAAAUAAUUGGAAUCAACCUGAUGAAGGUAUCUAUGGGUUUUUAUUAAGAUUUUUACAAAGUGGUAGUGUUACCUUUGAACAUAUUGCAUUAUGGACUAUUUUACAGUUAUUAGAAUGCAGUAAUGAUGAUAUAAAAGCUUUAAUAAAAGAGAGUGAACCAAUUCUUACUGGUAUUAAAAAUUCAAAUACUACUGAAGUUGAAUUGAAUUAUUUAUAUCAACAAAUCCUCCACAUUUUAAGUUAAAAGAUUCGUAAGCACAUGUCAAAGUUAUUUUUUUUUUUUAAUUCUCAGUCAUAUUGCUAUAAUAUUCU